Triticum aestivum (bread wheat) is the source of this 3072-nucleotide messenger RNA. Its product is annotated as pentatricopeptide repeat-containing protein At2g13600. Gene Ontology annotation, molecular function: protein binding; RNA binding. Lineage: Eukaryota; Viridiplantae; Streptophyta; Magnoliopsida; Poales; Poaceae. The transcript is spliced from 2 exons. Bases 54 to 1895 code for a protein of 613 amino acids. The record is from RefSeq and is a predicted model, not a curated record. Gene Ontology annotation, biological process: RNA modification.
ACCCAAGUUUGUGCGAGCCCUCGUGGCCCAAGACCGGGCAGCAUUCGUAGGGUAUGGGCGGCCGGCCCGAUAGUUGCCGCUACUCUGCUUCUGGCAUGCGCCGUCUCCUGCCGACGCUCGCCGUCCACCUGCCGCCAUGCCCCACGCCCGCGGCUACUCCACCCGCCACCGCCGCCGGCGUCAACGUCGAGACGGUGCUCCACCACAUCGAACGUGCCAUCUCCGUGGGCGACGUCCGCCGCCUCGGCCGUGCCGCGCACGCGCUCCUCGUAAAGACGGCGCUCAACCAUCACACCCUCCUCUCCAACCGUCUCGUCGAGCUCUACGCCACGCUAAACUCCCCGGCGGCCUCCCGCGCAGCCUUCGAAGACCUCCCGUACAGGAAUGCCCAUUCCUACAACAACCUCCUGGCCGCGCUUUCACGCGGCCCCGCCACCCUCCCCGACGCCCUCCACCUGCUUGACGCAAUGCCUGCCUCCUCUCGCAACGUUGUAUCCUACAACACCGUCAUCUCGGCCCUAGCGCGGCACGGCCGGCAGAGGGAAGCACUCUGUGUGUUCGCCCGGUUGGCCAGGGACAGGUGCCUGGGGCCGGAGGUGGCCGUCGACCGUUUUGCAGUGGUCAGCGUGGCGAGCGCUUGCGCUGGGAUGGGAGCCGUGAGGCCACUCCGAGAGAUGCAUGGCGCGGUAGUGGUGUCCGGGGUGGAGGUGACGGUCAUUAUGGCCAAUGCAAUGGUGGAUGCCUACAGCAAGGCCGGGAGGGUGGAGGACGCCAGGACGUUGUUCAACCAGAUGAGCAUCCGGGACACUGUCUCUUGGACAUCGAUGAUUGCAGGGUACUGCCGUGCGAAGAGGAUCGAUGAGGCAGUCCGGGUAUUUCACAUGAUGCCGGAGCAGGACACAAUUGCAUGGACGGCACUCAUCUCUGGGCACGAGCAGAAUGGUGAGGAGGAUGCCGCUCUGGAACUUUUUCGACAGAUGCUGGUUCAGGGGAUGGCACCAACACCGUUUGCUUUGGUGUCGUCUCUUGGUGCAUGCGCCAAGCUCGGGCUUGUUAUUCGAGGGAAGGAAGUGCAUGGUUUCAUGUUGCGCCGCUGCAUCGGUUCAGACCCUUUCAACAUUUUCAUCCACAAUGCCCUCAUUGACAUGUACUCCAAGUGCGGUGACAUGGCGACUGCCAUGUUAGUGUUUGCACGGAUGCCUGAACGGGACUUCAUCUCCUGGAACUCCAUGGUGACAGGGUUCUCGCACAAUGGCCAGGGGAAGCAGUCACUUGCUGUGUUCAAAAGGAUGCUUGAAGCUGAAGUGCAGCCAACCUAUGUUACUUUUCUUGCUGUCCUAACGGCUUGCAGUCAUGCCGGUCUAGUCUCUGAUGGCCGUCAGAUUCUUGAAUCAAUGAAGUACCAUGGUGUUGAACCAAGGGCGGAACACUAUGCCUCCUUCAUAGAUGCUCUUGGUCGGAACCAUCAACUGGAAGAAGCAAGCGAGUUCAUCAAAGGUUUGUCAUCCAGGAUUGGUCCAGGUACAACUGGGUCGUGGGGGGCGCUUCUUGGCGCAUGCCGUGUUCACGGCAAUAUUGAGAUUGCAGAGGAAGUGGCGGAGUCCCUUUUCCAGUUGGAGCCUGGAAACAGCGGUCGGUAUGUCAUGUUGUCAAACAUUUACGCAGCGGCAGGUCAGUGGGAUGAUGCCCGCCGUAUCAGGGGGAUUAUGAAGGAGAAGGGUUUGAAGAAGGACCAAGCUUGCAGUUGGAUCGAGGUGCAGAAUGCGAAGCACAUGUUUGUUGCUGAUGACACGUCUCACUGUGAGGCAAAUGAGAUAUAUGGGACGCUGGACAAACUUUUUGAUCAUAUGCGUGUUGUAGUGGAUCCUGUUGAAGACCAGCUUGCGCUGUGCUGAGAGUGUCAUGCCUUCCCAAAGAAUCAUCAGAACAAGAAUGCUACACGAAGCAUGCCAGUAGAUGUUCACUGUUUUGCCUUCAGCAUCUUUGAAAUGGCAGAGUGUUCCAGUUUCUGAGGCAUGAGGCCGCAAAGGAACUUCAGAGCCUAAUUUCUUUGCACAGUACUUGAGGCAGCAAUCUCAGGCAGAACCAGUAUGAUUUGAUCCAUUUAAAUAGCCCUACCCACCGCUUCAGCAUACUACUAAACACCACUAGCAACACAUGGAAGUGUGUGUGUUAUAUGCCAGCAAUCCGUAUACAGUUCAGUAUCUGCUAAGCUGUUGGAUAUCUGUUUGACUUAUUUCUGCAGAAAAAGGGAUAUGUAUUCAUUGAAGUAGAAGUGAGCUAGGACUUCUGCCAACAAUGGUUAUAUUUUCUCGUCACUUCUACUGAUCCUGACUCGAAUUAUGAUUAUAUAGUUUGGACAAGUCGGUGUUGCCUACAUCGUGGAUCAUUGUUCCUCUGUGCAAGUCAAUUUUCCUGACAAACAGGUAUGCUGUGCAAGGCAGGCCGCCACCCUCUGCAGCAACCGAUCUCCUCCUGCUGCUGAUCUUCCGAUCCUCUUCGCAUGAGAGCCACCAUGUCGUCCUUGCCCAGCAUCCGCCUGAGCUCCUGCUUGCUGAUGACAAGCUUCACCCUCAUGACGGCGCCAGGGUCAGCGGCGGCGGAAGGCGCCUUCACGUCGGAGGGGAACAAACGAUGCAGCUGCCCCAAGUCGCCCACCCGGACGUGGUUGAGGUGUUGUUUCUGCGCCCGGAGCUCGUCGUCGGGGUCUGAGCCGGAGACGCGUGCGGGGGCGCCCUUAGAGAGGGGUGGCGGGAGCGCCUUGAGGAUCUCGCCGUCGACGACGCUCAUCACCUUGAUCUCCUUUCUGUCUUGGAUCACCAGGCAGUUCCCCAUGGCCGACGAUGAGCUGAGCUGCGAGCAGAUUGGUGGUGAGCUACGAGGGAAGCACGCGCAGUGGAAAGAUCACAAUUCGCAAGUGCUCGUGUGCAGUGUGUGUAAGUGGGGGGUUGGACGGACCAGUGGAGUGCUCUAUUUAAAGAAGUGAUGGUAGCCCCCGCAAAAAAAGAAAAGAAAAAAAGAAAAGAAGUGAUGGUAGAGAAUGUCCAAAUAUUUAAGAUCUUAUUUCACGAA